Messenger RNA from Knipowitschia caucasica, 354 nucleotides. The record is from the annotation of a GenBank genome assembly. Lineage: Eukaryota; Metazoa; Chordata; Actinopteri; Gobiiformes; Gobiidae.
AUGGAGGCUCACAGGGACCAUGGAGGCUCACAGGGACCAUGGAGGCUCACAGGGACCAUGGAAGCUCACAGGGACCAUGGAGGCUCACAGGGACCAUGGAGGCUCACAGGGACCAUGGAAGCUCACAGGGACCAUGGAGGCUCACAGGGACCAUGGAAGCUCACAGGGACCAUGGAGGCUCACAGGGACCAUGGAAGCUCACAGGGACCAUGGAGGCUCACAGGGACCAUGGAGGCUCACAGGGACCAUGGAGGCUCACAGGGACCAUGGAGGCUCACAGGGACCAUGGAGGCUCACAGGGACCAUGGAGGCUCACAGGGACCAUGGAAGAAACACUCAGUGGAAUCACAGUAA